GUGAUUUAGAACACAAAUAGCCGCUGCAGGAUGUUUACAGUAUAAUAAUUGAUUAGUCAUUCUGCUGUAUUCACGGUAUUGUAUAGUCAGCCGUAAGUCAUGGUGAUGAUGAAGUCGGUAGUUUUAGUGUUAUUGCUCCAAAUUUAUAUUGUGUGCACUGUCAGGUACCAACCAAACUGGGAUUCUCUGGACACGAGACCACUACCCGAGUGGUACGAUAAGUCCAAAAUUGGAAUUUUCCUACACUGGGGAGUGUUUUCGGUUCCUGCUUUCAAGGGUGCUUGGUUUUGGUAUGAAUGGAAAACUCAAAAGGACAAGGAUGUGGUGAAAUUUAUGCAAGAUAAUUAUCCUCCAGAUUUCACUUAUGCAGAUUUUGCCUCACAGUUCCAUGCUACAUUCUACAAUCCUGACCAGUGGGCGGAUCUCUUCGAGGCAUCUGGGGCGAAAUACGUAGUAUUGGUAACCAAGCACCAUGAGGGCUUCACUCUCUGGCCCUCUGCUGCCUCCUGGAACUGGAACGCCUAUGAUGUCGGACCACACAGAGACCUUGUCGGUGCCCUUGCUGAUUCCAUAAGAAACAGGACAGACAUCCACUUUGGAGUGUACCAUUCUCUGUUUGAGUUCUACAACCCGCUGUAUCUCCAGGAUGUGGCCAACAAACAUAAGACUCAAGACUUUGUUAGGAACAAGGCCCUACCAGAGCUGUAUGAACUGGUCAACCGAUACAAGCCUGAUGUCGUGUGGUCUGAUGGAGACUGGAAUGAAAACAGUACCUACUGGAACUCCACCGAGUUUCUGGCCUGGCUGUUCAAUGACAGCCCGGUGAAGGACACAGUGGUCACCAAUGACCGGUGGGGGAAGGACGCCAACUGUAAACAUGGAAGCUUCUGGAACUGUCAGGACAAGUUUAAACCAGGGAAAAUCUUCAAACACAAGUGGGAGAACUGUAUGACAGUAGACAAGAAGGCAUGGACUCAUCGGCGCCAGAUACAGAUUGAGGAUGUUCUUACAAUAGAGGAACUGCUGGCGGAAAUUGCAGAAACUGUCAGUUAUGGGGGUAAUAUCCUGAUUAAUGUGGGACCAACGGCUGACGGAGUUAUCGUCCCUGUUUUUGAAGAGCGGCUCCGACAAAUGGGACAGUGGCUUAAGGUCAACGGAGAGGCCAUUUACGAGACCCAUCCCUGGUUCGAAGGCACAGAUAAUAUAACAUUCCAUGGAGUUUGGUAUACCACGAAGAAGCAAGGAAAUAGUACAGUGGUAUAUGGUAUUGUCACAAUGUGGCCCCAAGACAACAGGCUUCUCCUAGGUCUGCCUGUCACCACGGCAACCACCAGGGUCACAAUGAUUGGUGUUAAGGAGCCAUUAAAAUGGUCUUUGUACAAGAAUAUUGCCAUGCAAAUUGAGUUCCCUCUUCUACCUCCUAACCAGAUGCCAUGCAAGUGGGCAUGGGUUAUCAAAAUGGAGAAUCUCAAAAAUCAAUAAGAAUGGAUGUACAAUUGUUUAAAGUGUGAGCUUUUUCAAAAUUUUAUCAUGCAACUUAAAGUCUCGUUCUCAGUUGUUUUGCAUUUUUUUUUAUUGGAUGCUGUGACUAAUUGU
Messenger RNA from Magallana angulata, 1596 nucleotides. RefSeq names its product alpha-L-fucosidase-like. The transcript has 8 exons. Gene Ontology annotation, cellular component: lysosome. Gene Ontology annotation, biological process: glycoside catabolic process; fucose metabolic process. Gene Ontology annotation, molecular function: alpha-L-fucosidase activity. The record is from RefSeq and is a predicted model, not a curated record. Lineage: Eukaryota; Metazoa; Mollusca; Bivalvia; Ostreida; Ostreidae. Bases 100 to 1482 code for a protein of 460 amino acids.